Molecule: messenger RNA, 234 nt
Organism: Rangifer tarandus platyrhynchus (Svalbard reindeer)
Lineage: Eukaryota; Metazoa; Chordata; Mammalia; Artiodactyla; Cervidae
Source: the annotation of a GenBank genome assembly
AUGGCCCUGACCCCUUACCACUCCCGGGUGGAGGCACAGCCCCGGAAGUGCUUGGGAGUCAGUUCCGGGGCAGCCCUGGACCUGGAGACCGGAAGCCGCAGAGACCUGCCUGAGAAGGCUGACUACGUGCAAGGGGACAAGGAUGGGUGUCAGCUUUCCCUCCAGUCUGUUCUGGCCGCCAGCCUGGCCCAGAAACCAGGGGGUGUGCGCUCAGAGAGCCCCUGCGUGUCAUGA